AUGAAGCUCCCGGAUGACAAAUGUCGUUUGUUAUCAAAAUUUUAUUUACUAGCAAAUGCACAUAUAAUGUCCAAUUUGCCAUCUCCAUCGAAACAAUUGACUGAACCAUCAACGUUGCACUUUUGGAAAAUUAAGCAUAAUCAAAUGAUUAGUUUAGGUACUAAAUCGAAGGAACAUGUAACAAAAAUCAUUAUGAAAACCAAUAAUUAUGAAAUUUCCUUCAAAAAACUUGAUGCAAAAAAAUUGGUGGAAUUAUUUACAUGUUUGGAAUCUGCCCAACAUGCACUCGACACAUAUCUUUAUAAAAAGGAUCAGCAAUGA
Clunio marinus is the source of this 321-nucleotide messenger RNA. The record is from the annotation of a GenBank genome assembly. Lineage: Eukaryota; Metazoa; Arthropoda; Insecta; Diptera; Chironomidae.